AGAGAGAGAGAGAGAGAGAGAGAGAGAGAGAGAGUGAGACAAUGGUUCUCCUCCGGUUCCCCAGGCUGGCUCUGGCCCUGCUGGCCCUUCUGGCCCUUCUGCCCCUCCCCUCGCUGGGCUGCCCUUCCAGCUGUCGCUGCUACAGCCUCACUGUGGAGUGUGGAUCUCUGGGAGUCAAAGAGAUCCCACAGGGGAUCCCUGCCUUCACUCAGACCAUCUUCCUCCAGGACAAUGCCAUUGUCCAGAUCCGUCUGCAGGACCUGUCCAGGCUGGGCUUUCUUCACUACCUGUACUUCCAGAACAACAGCAUCUCAGCCGUGGAGCACGGGGCCUUCCUCAGCCAGGGCCAGCUGCUGGAGCUGGCCCUCAAUGGGAACCUCAUCCACCUGGUCACAGCAGACAUGUUCAGGGGCCUGGAGCACCUCCGGAUCCUCUACCUGGCUGGGAACCAGAUCACGCAGCUUCAGGACCACACCUUCAGAGGCCUGCAGCGUCUGCAGGAGUUGCACCUGCAGGAGAACAGCAUCGAGGUGCUGGAGGACGAGGCUAUGUCUGGUCUGUCCUCCCUGGCCCUCCUGGACCUGAGCAGGAACCGCCUCCGCACCCUGGGCCCCGCCUCCCUCAGACCCCUGGUCAGCCUGCAGGUGCUGCGUGUCACAGAGAACCCGUGGCGCUGUGACUGUGCCCUGGCUUGGCUGCGUACUUGGAUUAACGAGGAGGGCCAGCGUCUGCUAAGCUCGGCCGAGCGACGCCUGCUCUGCGCGGAGCCGCCUCGCCUCUCCCACCUCAGCCUGGUGGAGGUGGCUGCCAACAGCCUGGUGUGCAUCCCCCCUGUGGUGCAGCUGGAGCCCAGCCAUCUGACCGUGAGGCUGGGGGAGAGCCUGCGGGUUUCCUGUCAGGCCUCGGGCUACCCCCAGCCCCAGGUCACCUGGAGGAAGGCCGCCCACAGCAAGGCCCAGCUUUCCCCCCGAGGCCUGUUGCAGGAGCAAGGGCCUGAGGCAGACUUGUUUCGGUUUGGGGCCGGGGGGCUGGGCGGAGAGCGGGACAGCUUUGACCCAGAUACGGGCAGCGGGAUGUUGUUCCUUAGCAACGUAACAGUGGCACAUGCCGGCCGCUAUGAGUGCGAGGCUUGGAACCCUGGGGGAGUGGCCAGGGUGACCUUUCACCUGGCUGUCAAUAUGUCCUCCUCGUCUUCCUACUCUGCCUUCUGGCCUCGUCUGCACUCAUCCCCUCCCUCUUCCUCCAUCUACCACCCAGAGGUUGUGGAUGUGAGCCAGGAGCCUCUAUAUGAGCUAGAAAGCAUGGACUUCAAUGCCUUGGGCUCAGCCACCCAGACAGCGAUCGCCAUGGGCAUCUCAUUGUUGGCGCUCACCGCUCUUCUCCUCCUCGUCAUGAUCUACACCCGCCACCAGCAGCGCAGGAAAGAGGAGGGCGGUGGCUUCUGCGGCAGCAAGGAGGAGAGCAUCCUGUAUGUCAACGACUACUCAGACGGGCCCACCACCUUCGCCCAGCUGGAGGAGUACCGCGACGAGCAGGGCCACGAGAUGUUCGUUCUUAACCGUGCUAAGCCUGUCUUGUCGCCGGAGCCAGCCUUCACCAUGCUGAGUGGCUUUGGCCACGGGGGGCUGAGGGAGGCUCUGUUGGAGCACCAGGGGCUGCAAGUGCAGACACUGAGCAGGUUAGGGGGGAUGGGGCCACGAAGGAACCCUGCAGAGGGAGGUGAGGGUCCCCCCGUAGACCCGGAGGGAAUGCUCAUCAAUCAGAGUCUGCUGUUUGACACGCAGGUUGCCUACGAGAUCCACUGUUGAGAGCUGAUUGGCUAGAGGAGGAGCAGGUGUGAGUUGUACUCGAUUGAGUUCCUGGAGAGAGAGACAUGGUGCCAAGUGUUUCAAUGUGUUAUCCAGCCCUGAGGCAGGAUGGAGGUCUCAUGCUGGACUGG
Messenger RNA from Hypomesus transpacificus, 1939 nucleotides. RefSeq names its product leucine rich repeat containing 24 (gene lrrc24). The coding region runs from base 42 to 1808 and encodes 588 amino acids. The transcript has 5 exons. Gene Ontology annotation, molecular function: protein binding. The record is from RefSeq and is a predicted model, not a curated record. Lineage: Eukaryota; Metazoa; Chordata; Actinopteri; Osmeriformes; Osmeridae.